AGAGGCAGUCAGUGUGCUGGAGAGUGUGCUGGAUCAGAUGUAUGCAGGUGAGACUCCUGACCUGGGUGACCUGGAAGAGUCUGAGAGGGAAACAGUCCAGGCCAUAUUGGAUCUUGUAGACCAAUGUGAUGGGAAGGAUGAGGACGAGAUCAGAUCCUCACUUCUCAGUGCCGUCCACCUCAUUGUCAGUGCCAUGGAUGGAAUGACAGAUGAAGGUCUCUCUGUGUUGGGAUCCUGUUGCAGUCCUCCAGUCUUACAGGCCCUGCAGAUCCUGGUGCAGCAUGUGGCAGCAGGGAGUGGGGAGACCCUCUCUCUGAGAGAUGCUGGUCUGGCUGUUCUGACUGAGGAGGAGGUGUAUCAGAGGACAGAGAGUCUCUUUGGUCACUCUGAAGUUACACUGAAGAGAGAGGAGGACACACUGAGGACAGAGAUGAAGGACCAGCCUGGAUACCUUCCUCUAGUCAUGAGUAUCACUGUGAAAGGCCUGGCCUCUUUAGUGUAAGGAGGGAGGGAGAGGGAGAGAGAGAGAGACCAUGCAACUUGUAAAUCCUGUUUGAACUGAUACACUCAGUAUUCCAUUCCAUGUCUUACUCUUGCACUAGUUGAGCCACAGAACCAGUGAUCAACAGUGAAUGUAUCCUUGUAAUGUUUUCAGUAAAGUUCAACAAAUGAUA
Oncorhynchus kisutch (coho salmon) is the source of this 674-nucleotide messenger RNA. RefSeq names its product gasdermin-E-like. The transcript has 4 exons. NCBI's taxonomy places the organism in Eukaryota, Metazoa, Chordata, Actinopteri, Salmoniformes, Salmonidae. The record is from RefSeq and is a predicted model, not a curated record. Gene Ontology annotation, cellular component: cytoplasm. Gene Ontology annotation, biological process: programmed cell death. Bases 38 to 502 code for a protein of 154 amino acids.